AUGUCGGACGUACCGAGCGACGAAGAAGACUCAAGAACGGCCUCUUUGGCCGCCCAGCGCAACCGCGGAACCGCAAGCGCAAGCAUCAGCAACCAUUCCUCUCGACACACCUCGCGCGAACCGCCUAGCAAGCGACGACGACGCGGUCGCGGCAAACAAGAUGCCGAUGUACAGGACUUUGUCCCGAACGGCGCGAAAUUCAGCGCAACUGGGUUAGAGGUUGAUCCGGAGACCGAUAGUACAUCCUCGUCUGGUUCGGAGUCUUCGUCUGGGAGCGAGAGCGAGAGCGAGGACGACAAAGAGCCGGCGUCUGAUAGACGAGAUGGAGGAUUGAGUGCGCCGGCGCCCAACUGGAAUAAAACGGGCAAGAGCGUGAUAAGGACGUCAUUGCGGGCGAAACAAGCUGCCAAGGCGAACGCGAAUGGAAACACGGACUCAGAGUCUGCGGCGGCGAAAAAAUUCGAGGCUGUGAAUGGGGCGUAUUGGCGGAGUCGAAGUUCAUCUGCAUCGCCGCGCCGGGAUGGAAAGGAUAUGGUAGAAGAAGGAGAGAUUGAGACGGCGGCAAACGGGGACAAUGACACCCAGAUGGAGGAGGGCGAGGUCAACGAGGCUCAAGAAGUUUCUGCGGACUCUCAGUCAGACGACUCCGAGUCCCUAGAUUCAGAAGCCGAUGAUUCCAUCAUGUUGAAUAUUGGCUCGCGGGGCCAGGAUCGCAGCCAACACGACGUUAUCCACAUUUCAGAUGACGACAGCGAGAGCGAGGCCGACGGAUACGAUCCUGAAUCUCUAUCGACAUCACAGACACCAGCCACGGCUGGCAUCUUGGACUACUCAAACACGAACGGGAUAAAUGGCGAUUCUACAACCAACGCGGAGUCAAAGGAGAGUGCGCUUCUUCAAUUUGCGCGAAAAUACCCCGCCACGCCCUCUAUCCUUGCAGAUCUGAACCGCGAGGAUAUGGAAUUACAAGCCAAGAUUGUGUUCUACAACCGUGAUAUCAACGAUAUCAAUCUGCAGCUGCCGAUUAUGUGCAUGGAAUGCAUGCGGGAGGGCCACCUCGCUGAGGUCUGUCCUGCCAAGGAGUGCGUCCACUGCGGUGCGUGGAACAAACACCAAAGCAGCCUCUGUCCCAACUUCCGCCGGUGCCAGCGCUGCCGCGAACGAGGCCACGACGCAAAACAAUGUCCCUCGUCCCUGAAGAGCUCAGCGUCCGAAAUCCCCUGCGAUCUAUGCGGAUCCUCUGCCCAUCUCGAAUUCGACUGCGACUUUCUAUGGAAGAUGCCAAAUCAAGAUACAACGGCCGCACCGGCCGUGGUAUCCAUCUCCUGCGCCCACUGCACAAGUAAUCGCCAUUUAAUAGGCGACUGUCCCUCUCUUACCCGCCCUUUCCUUUCGUCAUCCUUCACAGUCCGCGGGAUCGACCCGAAUUUGAUCACGAAUAUCAACUCUGUUGUGAAACCCAGGCGUGGCGGCGCGCCGAUUGGUCCGUCUAGUGGCCAACGCGGCGGUGGCUUGAAGAUCAGAGGUCGCGCAGAUCACUUCGUUCGUUCCCCGUCGCCUGAUAGCGACGACAUGAUUUCCAUGUCCAUGCCGCGUGGUGGGCCCGGGAGAAGAGGCGGCCCCGGUGGUAACCGGAACGCCAACAGGGGGAAUAUCAACAUCCGGAUUGGUGGGAAUAAGAGCAAUGGUGGUCCGCCGCCGCCGCCGUCGAGAGACUAUCGCGACCGUGAAGACUACCACAGAGGUGGCUAUAAUUCUCGACAGCGCUCCAUGUCUCCUGGUCGGGAUAGGAGGCCAAGUCGUGGGAGAGGGAGGGGUGGACAGCAGCCACCUAGAUCGCCUCCGCGAGGCCAGGGUCGCCCUCCCGGGCCGUCUGGGCCGUCUCGUGGCGGAAGAGGUAAUGGUAGAGGUGGUGGCCGGGGAGGACGAGGAGGCGGAGGUGGAGAUGCGUACCGUCCCAUGCCGAGUGCGGCCAAGAAGGCCUGGGAUAAAUACCGCCUUUGA
Messenger RNA from Aspergillus mulundensis, 2004 nucleotides. RefSeq names its product zinc knuckle domain protein. NCBI's taxonomy places the organism in Eukaryota, Fungi, Ascomycota, Eurotiomycetes, Eurotiales, Aspergillaceae. The coding region runs from base 1 to 2004 and encodes 667 amino acids. The transcript is spliced from 2 exons. The record is from RefSeq and is a predicted model, not a curated record. Gene Ontology annotation, molecular function: zinc ion binding; nucleic acid binding.